UUUAUGUAUGUGAUUUCAUAAUUUUGAUGGGCCAAAAGUUAUAACCGCCAGGCUCGCUCAAUUGGGCAUGCAUGCCAUCAAUUUCGUUCAACGUUCAACUGCUCACCAAUUGUUUACAACCUCGACUUGAAUGCCUGAUAACAGGGUUGUGCUAGGGCCUCGUCAUGGCCAAUAACGCUAGCGCCACCCCACAAAAGACACCUCCCUGUAACUCUGCUUUCUCCGGUGAGGCUGAGCUCAAGUACACCUCCAAAGCAAUCGGUUUCAUUGUUGUCAGUGAACAUAACUGUACUAUAGGCGUUCAAGUCGAUGACAUACGGCCAUGGAUCGCGCAAGAUGUCCAUAAGUUCGGGAAAUGUAAGGCACACGCCAUACUGCAGAAGGUGCAGGCAAGGUGCACAGGCCUUAACCGUGUAUUCGAGCCUGAGCCCGGAUUUUCGGGCGAUGCGAUGGCCAAGGACACUCAAAUCGACCUCGAAUUGGACUUGAAGUUUGACAAGUGCAUGACUUGUAUCUGUAUGCGCGGACGUACAAUCAUUGUAUUUUCAGUUAAGAGCAAGGCACUAUCGGGUCUGCAGCUGGAUCGCCAUUUUGAACCCCCUGAGCUAGUUGCCAAGCUCUAUUGGCCAGAAGACACACAUCAGAGCGAGCCAAUUAUCUUCGACGAGGUCUGCAAGAUUACGCAAAUAAAUUCCGAUGCGUUGCGCCAUACCCCAGGGCUGGCCUUGUUCUACAAGUGUAAAAAAACAUCCACGUACAAAAUCAGCAUUGCACCAGGACUGAAGGAUAUCGACCAGGUCAAACCAGGCAGCCAUAUUUUGACAAUCAUCGCGUCCAGAAAGCUUAUCCCGAUCACAAUGCUCUCCGGCAAGGAGUUCCUUACCGCAUGGUGGCAAAUUGUGAAGUGCCAUCGCGCCCUCUGGAAGAUAGGUGUGCGUCACCGGGAUGUCAGCCCCAGCAAUCUCACAGGAUACCGCACACACGGUCAAUUCACAGGCAUCCUCAAUGACUACGACUUAUCGUUGUUUCAACGAGACAGUCCCAACAGCCUCGAGCGCACAGGGACAGUACUAUUCAUGGCGUUAGACCGUCUCAUACCAGAGUCCAUGGCAGGCAAGGUCGAGCACGUGUACGCGCAUGAUGCCGAAUCGUUCAUCUGGGUCCUCACCUGGAUCUGUCUUCGGUAUGAAGGGGGCAAACUCCUCAGCAAGAACAGACCACUAGAAAAAUGGCUGAAAGUGGAUGCUCGUACAUGCGCAGAGAAAAAGGCCGACUUUUUGUCAGGGAGGAUCAGAGACGUACGUCCAUCCGGAUCGCAUGAAGUGUCCUGGGACCUUGUAAAGAAAUGCUUCUUGGGGAUCCACUCGCUUUAUUCUCCAUUCGGGUGCCGCAAACUGGCCGAUCAAUCCGCGUUCGAGUUGUUGCUCGAGGACCCUAUGCAGGGGCAUCUGUAAGCAGACGGCUGGCUGGUUGUUUGUAUGGCAAGCAGGAUAUGUUCAUACGUCGUUGAGGCAGCCUCCGACUCGGAAAUUACGGGAUUAAGUUAUAAACUAAUCUGCAGCACAAUCGUACGCGAGAACAUGACUUUGUAAUGUCCACUAACGUUCGCCGCAUUCCUGUAAUUAAUUCAGCGGGCCCAAGAUUAUUUCUGAGCGUCAAUGGCGUCUUCACCCAAAGUUAUAUCAAAUGAUGUGGCAACGACUCUACAGCCACACCAGGCUAGUGUUGAUGUAUUUAAUUAUAUGGCACGAAUGGGG
Suillus plorans is the source of this 1757-nucleotide messenger RNA. RefSeq lists its product as uncharacterized. The transcript is spliced from 4 exons. The record is from RefSeq and is a predicted model, not a curated record. Bases 165 to 1454 code for a protein of 429 amino acids. NCBI's taxonomy places the organism in Eukaryota, Fungi, Basidiomycota, Agaricomycetes, Boletales, Suillaceae.